Centropristis striata (black sea bass) is the source of this 3143-nucleotide messenger RNA. RefSeq names its product sterol 26-hydroxylase, mitochondrial. Bases 169 to 1746 code for a protein of 525 amino acids. Gene Ontology annotation, biological process: cortisol metabolic process; cholesterol metabolic process; cellular response to peptide hormone stimulus. NCBI's taxonomy places the organism in Eukaryota, Metazoa, Chordata, Actinopteri, Perciformes, Serranidae. The record is from RefSeq and is a predicted model, not a curated record. Gene Ontology annotation, cellular component: mitochondrial inner membrane. The transcript is spliced from 9 exons. Gene Ontology annotation, molecular function: heme binding; monooxygenase activity; iron ion binding.
AUGAAAAUGACGUUGGCUAAUCUUCACCCACGUAAACCUGUAAUGAAUCAUUCAUUAGUUUACUGAAUUCAGUUUAUCCAGUAUCUAAAACUUCCUACAGGAGGGGCGUACACCAAAACGUAAUGGAAUAAAAGUCCGACUUUGACACAAACACACACAGCUUCCACCAUGGGCUUCUCGACGGCUGCAGCCCGGGCCACCCGGCUCCCUAGACUCUGGGCCCGGUCACUGCCGGUGGCCCGGUUCGGUCCGGAGCUGCAUCAGCGGCCGUCUGCUGCAAGGAGAAACCUGAACGUCCAGGCGAGCACCGGGGCCGGGAAGCUGAGGACCAUCGAUGACCUGCCCGGACCAAGUAUUGCCACGACUGCGUACUGGUUAUUUGUCAAAGGAUACACCGACAAGCUCCACUUACUGCAGGAUGUACAGAAGAGGAUUUACGGGCCCAUCUGGCGUUCCAAGUUCGGCCCAUUUGACAUGGUCAACGUGGCGUCUCCAGAGUUCAUAUCUCAGGUGAGCCGACAGGAGGGCUGCCGCCCAGUCCGAGCCCAGCUGCACCAUUGGAAGGAGUACAUGGACAUGAGAGGACAUGCCUACGGUAUGCAUACGGGAGGUCCACCGGACUGGUACCGAAUUCGCAGCAUCCUGAACCCCAAGAUGCUGAAGCCGCAGGAAGCGACCGCCUUCACCCCAAUCAUCCAGCAGGUGGUCGGAGAUCUGCUGAAACACAUCGAGCGCCUUCGAACUCACAGCGCGGACCAGGCCACUGUUCUAGAUAUGGCAGCUGAGUUCUACAAGUUUGGCUUUGAAGGUGUCUCCUCCAUCUUGUUUGAGACCAGGCUUGGCUGCCUGCAGGAGCAGAUUCCUCCAGACACGUUACGCUUCAUCGCCGCCGUGGACGAGAUGCUGACGCUGUCUGACAUCGUGAUCUUCUUCCCUCGCUGGAGUCGCAGCAUCCUCCCCUACUGGAAACGAUUCGUUCAGGCCUGGGAUGUCCUCUAUGAAGUUGCCCAGACCCUCAUCAACAGGAGGGUUGCUGAAAUCAAAGCUCAGAAGAGCAGGGGCGAGUCUGCGGAGGGCCUGUACCUGACCCACCUGCUGGCGUCUGACCAGAUGUCCAUAGGCGAGGUCUACACCUGCAUCACCGAGCUGCUACUGGGAGGAGUGGACACGACCUCCAACACCCUGUCAUGGUCGUUGUACCACUUGGCGAGGGACCUCAGGGUUCAGGAGCGACUGUACGCGGAGGUGGACUCUGUGUGCCCGGACAGACGCCAGCCGACCUCAGAAGACCUGAGCAGGAUGCAGUACCUGAAGGCCGUCAUCAAGGAGACCUUACGCCUUUACCCUGUGGUACCAGGAAACGCACGCUUUGUUUCAGAGAACGAGGUCGUUGUCGGCGACUACUGGUUCCCAAAGAAGACUAUGUUCCAUCUGUGUCAUUACGCAUCCUCUCAUAAUAAAGAAGAGUUUGUAGACGCAGAGCUUUUUGUCCCGGAGCGAUGGCUCCGUUGUGGAGCUCCCCGGGUCUACCCUCACCACCCGUACUGCUUCAUACCCUUCGGUGUCGGGGUGCGAGCCUGUCUGGGGAAGCGGGUGGCGGAACUGGAGAUGUACUUGGCUCUGUCCAGGCUAAUGCAGCACUAUGAGGUGCAGCCUGAAGAUGGUGCACCUGUGGUGGAGCCUAAAACUCGAACCCUGCUGAUCCCCGCAACGCCCAUCAACCUGCGCUUCCUGCCCAGAGCCUGAGGAGGGCGCUGCUGAGGAUCAACAGCACAGGUGAUUAAAAUCAACAUUUCUGCAGGCUGCAAACAAACUAAACGCAUCCCUGCAAGUCUAACAAAAUCUGUCUAACUCUUGGGACUUUGAGUGCAGCGUAGUGCUUAGGAGAAUAGUUUGGCAUGUUUAAUCAGAGUGGCACUGUAGAAAUCAAUGAAUAAAAACUAAAAUUACUGACUGGAGGGACCAAUAUAAAGGGAAUUUCUGUUAUAUGUUUAUUGUUUAUUAUUAAAAGGAUCCCCAUCAAAUAACAAUGAUGAUAUAAAAACAGUGAAACAUUGUAGACAUCAUUAUUCAAAUAAGUUGUUACAUUCAUACAGUCCAUUCCCUACUCACAAAUUUAAAUAAUGCGUUCUCAAAUGCUACUUUAAAGAUAUUUUAUUUCCUGUUUCCCAAAGGCCAGGGUGAUCUUACCCCCAGUCUGGCAUAUAUCAGUGAUAAGCAACAUUUAUUGUGAUGCAUUUUUAUUUUUUCUUAAUUUUCCAAUUGGAAUAAACAACUCCCACUUGUAACCUCAGCGGACAAAAAUGUCCCACUUCUUACAGCUGCUAAAAGUCAGUAUAAAUUAGUGUUAUUUUCCUUUUUCCUUUUUUCCUGAGUCCUUUUUUAUUUAUUUUUAUUUUAAAGCCUAUUUUUUCCCCUGUCUGGGAUAUGUUAGUCUUGUGAAAAAUAGUAAAAAGUAUAUUUUGAAGCUCUGGUUGAAAGCCUGAUAUAAUAGAAUGAUUUGAUGAUGUAAUGGAUGUGGGGUCAGAAAUGUUGGUUUUAAUGGGUUUCAAUGGAGACACUUUUGUCCUAAAGAGUCUGAGUGUGUGUCUAUAAACAGUUUUUAUACUCAUUAGACUUAUUGUAGGAGCUGAUGUUCCAAAAUGUGAAUAAAAUCUGCCGAAAAUGAACGCAAUCUGUAUUAAAGUGUCACACUCUGUAAUUGUUUAUUUUACUCUAACUUUUUACAUCACCUUAACUUAAACAAGGUCGUCAGGCUGCACUUAUGUAAUCAGUUAACAAGUUGAAGUAUAUCCAGCUUAUAUAACGGUGCUUCUAACACAGCUAAAGCCAUAAAUAUGUUUUUUUUUAAUGCACAUGAAAAUGCAUGAAACUGUGAGCUAAUAGCAGCUUCAAAGAGCCUCCAUAGGAUUUAAUUUUAUCUGUGAUUUAUGAUAACUUGUACAUAAAAAUGAAUGGGGGGAAAAAACGGAUGAAUGGUUAAAAAUCUCUGUAACCUCUAUAAUUGUGUUAUUGUGAUGCUACUCUGCUUUAAAUGCUAUUGCAGAUACACAAAGAUGUAUUUUAAAUGUAUUUCUUUACGAUCUCAUCUUUCAUCCCACUUUGUGUUGCAGAGAUAAAAAUAAAACAUUUUAAAAAAAGAA